GAUUCUCCACCCCCAGUGAGUCCUCCCGAUUUCCCUCCCUUCUCCUUCUCUUCCUCCUCCUCCUCCUCCUCCUCCUCCUCCUCCUCCUCCUCCUCCUCCUCCUCCUCCUCCGCCUACUGGCUUUUGGAAAACGGGGAGUGGUGGUAGGAAGCCACUGGGCUGCAAUAGGAGAAGAGUCCAUCAAGUCGUCCGCUGGUCUGCAAAGUGUUGCUUUGACACAUCCUGAUUAAGGAAGUUAAGUAAAAAAAAAGAAAAGAAAAAAAAAAGGGAAAAAAAAAACCAAAAAAAAAAAACAAAAAAAAAACCAAAACCUCAGGACGUGGAGCUGCUACCGGGAAGGAGAGAGAAAAAACAAACCAGGAAGGCAAAGCAAUAGGCCAAUGGUGUUUGGGCUGUGCGCCGGCAAGUUUGUGGAACACUUUCUAGGAAUUAGGUCUUGUCCUUUCCCCUUCAUCUUCUUGACUUCGGAAGAAAAGAACUUGACUUUUGGAUUGCAGUGGAGCUUGAGGAGAGAGGGCUAGACACCCUGGAGUGAAGCGGCCGGCGGACCGAACUGGGGAAUUUUGAGUGUGGAAAGAACCGCAGCCUUUGGAGUGUCCUCUGAUUCAGACGGAUCCAAAUGUCCCCCUGCGCAAGCCUCUCCGCUAACAUCUCCGGACCCGGCGAUUUGUUCUUCAUGACUUUUAAUUAACGUCUAGCAAAGUCUAAACUUUGGACCUACCUCUUUUUUUGAUACUUAUUUUUGUACUUUUUGCUCUCUGGGAUUGGUUUCUUAAGCAAUCUGAAUUCUUUUUAAUAUGUCAACAUGAGUCGGCUGAUGUUUACACAACUACUGCUCUGUGGAUUUUUAUAUGUUCCGGUUGAUGGAUCUCGUCUUCGCCAGGAAGAUUUCCCCCCACGGAUUAUUGAGCACCCUUCCGAUGUCAUUGUCUCUAAGGGCGAGCCCACCACUUUGAACUGUAAGGCAGAAGGCAGACCGACUCCCACCAUCGAGUGGUACAAGGACGGUGAGCGGGUGGAGACUGACAAGGAUGAUCCCAGAUCGCACAGGAUGCUCCUGCCCAGUGGAUCCUUGUUCUUCCUGCGAAUCGUGCACGGGCGCAGAAGCAAACCGGAUGAAGGGAGCUACGUGUGUGUGGCCAGGAACUAUCUUGGUGAAGCAGUGAGUCGGAAUGCAUCUCUGGAAGUGGCAUUGUUACGAGAUGACUUCCGGCAAAAUCCCACAGAUGUUGUCGUGGCAACUGGAGAGCCUGCGAUCCUGGAGUGCCAGCCUCCCAGGGGACAUCCAGAACCCACCAUCUACUGGAAGAAAGACAAAGUUCGCAUUGAUGACAAGGAUGAAAGAAUAAGUAUCCGUGGUGGAAAGCUGAUGAUCUCCAACACCAGGAAAAGUGACGCUGGGAUGUAUACUUGUGUUGGUACCAAUAUGGUGGGAGAAAGAGACAGUGACCCAGCAGAGCUGACCGUCUUUGAACGGCCCACAUUCCUCAGACGGCCAAUUAACCAGGUUGUGCUAGAAGAAGAAACUGUAGAAUUUCGUUGUCAGGUCCAGGGAGAUCCUCAGCCAACUGUGCGGUGGAAAAAGGAUGAUGCAGACUUGCCAAGAGGAAGGUAUGAUAUCAAAGAUGAUUACACACUGAGAAUCAAAAAGGCCUUGAGUACAGACGAAGGCACCUAUACAUGCAUUGCAGAGAAUCGGGUUGGAAAAGUGGAAGCCUCUGCUACCCUCACAGUCCGAGCUCGUCCUGUUGCUCCUCCACAGUUUGUGGUUAGACCAAGGGAUCAGAUUGUUGCUCAAGGAGGAACAGUGACAUUUCCUUGUGAAACCAAAGGCAACCCACAGCCAGCUGUUUUUUGGCAGAAAGAAGGUAGCCAGAACCUGCUUUUCCCAAACCAACCUCAGCAGCCCAACAGUAGAUGCUCUGUGUCACCAAAAGGAGACCUCACCAUCACCAACAUCCAGCAUUCAGAUGCUGGUUAUUACAUCUGCCAGGCCCUCACUGUGGCAGGAAGCAUUCUAGCAAAAGCUCAACUGGAAGUUACUGAUGUUUUGACAGAUAGACCUCCACCCAUAAUUCUACAAGGCCCAGCCAACCAAACACUGGCAGUAGACGGUACAGCACUACUGAAGUGUAAAGCUACUGGCGAUCCUCUGCCUGUCAUCAGCUGGUUAAAGGAGGGGUUUGCUUUUCUGGGUAGAGAUCCAAGAGCAAUAAUACAAGAACAAGGGACAUUGCAGAUUAAGAAUUUACGGAUAUCUGAUACAGGCACAUACACAUGUGUGGCUACGAGUCCAAGUGGAGAGACAUCUUGGAGUGCUGUGCUGGAUGUAACAGAAUCUGGAGCAACAAUCAGUAAAAGUUAUGACGUAAAAGACCUUCCAGGGCCACCGUCUAAACCACAAGUCACCGAUGUGACUAAGAACAGUGUUACUUUGUCCUGGCAGCCAGGUACUCCUGGAACCCUCCCGGCAAGUUCGUAUAUCAUUGAGGCUUUCAGCCAAUCAGUGAGCAAUAGCUGGCAGACAGUGGCAAACCAUGUAAAGACCACGCUCUACACAGUGAGAGGACUGCGGCCCAAUACAAUCUAUUUAUUUAUGGUCAGAGCUAUUAACCCCCAAGGUCUCAGUGACCCCAGUCCUAUGUCUGAUCCUGUACGCACACAAGAUAUCAGCCCACCAGCUCAAGGAGUGGACCAUAGACAAGUUCAGAAAGAACUAGGAGAUGUCAUUGUCCGUCUACAUGCUCCACUUGUUUUGACUCCCACCACUGUUCAAGUCACAUGGAUGGUUGAUCGUCAACCACAGUUUAUCCAAGGCUACCGAGUGAUGUAUCGCCAGACCUCAGGCAUACAGGCUUCGUCAACCUGGCAGAAUUUAGAUGCCAAAGUACCAACUGAGAGAAGUGCAGUCUUAUCCAAUCUGAAAAAGGGAGUGACCUACGAAAUUAAAGUUCGACCAUAUUUUAAUGAAUUCCAAGGAAUGGAUAGUGAAUCUAAAGCUGUUCGUACUACCGAGGAAGCCCCCAGUGCUCCUCCACAAUCUGUCUCUGUGCUGACAGUUGGAAGUCAGAAUAGCACAAGUAUUAGUGUUUCCUGGGAUCCUCCUCCUCCAGAUGAUCAGAAUGGAGUUAUUCAAGAAUACAAGAUCUGGUGUCUGGGAAAUGAAACACGAUUCCAUAUCAACAAAACUGUGGAUGCAGCCAUCCGAUCGGUAAUCAUUGGCGGAUUAUUCCCAGGUAUUCAGUACCGAGUAGAAGUGGCUGCCAGUACCAAUGCAGGGGUCGGAGUAAAAAGUGAGCCACAGCCAAUAAUAAUCGGAGGACGUAAUGAAGUUGUCAUUACUGAAAAUAAUAACAGCAUCACUGAACAAAUCACUGAUGUUGUGAAGCAGCCAGCUUUUAUUGCUGGUCUUGGCGGUGCCUGCUGGGUGAUUCUGAUGGGUUUUAGUAUCUGGUUAUACUGGCGAAGAAAGAAGAGAAAAGGACUCAGUAAUUAUGCUGUUACAUUUCAAAGAGGAGACGGAGGACUAAUGAGCAAUGGAAGCCGUCCUGGCCUUUUAAAUGCUGCUGACCCCAGUUAUCCUUGGCUUGCGGACUCCUGGCCAGCCACCAGUUUGCCCGUGAACAAUAGCAAUAGUGGCCCGAAUGAGAUUGGGAAUUUUGGGCGUGGAGAUGUGCUGCCACCAGUUCCAGGCCAAGGGGAUAAAUCAGCGACCAUGCUCUCCGACGGAGCCAUUUAUAGCAGCAUCGACUUCACUACCAAAACCACUUACAACAGUUCCAGCCAAAUAACCCAAGCGACGCCAUAUGCCACCACACAGAUCUUGCAUUCCAAUAGUAUACACGAAUUGGCGGUCGAUCUGCCUGAUCCCCAGUGGAAGAGUUCGAUCCAACAAAAAACAGAUCUGAUGGGAUUUGGUUAUUCUCUUCCUGAUCAGAACAAAGGGAACAAUGCCUUACUUUACAUCCCUGACUACCGAUUGGCUGAGGGAUUGUCUAAUAGAAUGCCACACAACCAGUCACAGGAUUUCAGCACCACCAGCUCUCACAACAGCUCAGAGAGAAGUGGCAGUCUCUCAGGUGGGAAAGGUGGAAAGAAAAAGAAAAGCAAGAGCUCUUCCAAACCACAGAAAAACAAUGGAUCAACCUGGGCCAAUGUGCCGCUACCUCCUCCUCCAGGCCAGCCCCUUCCUGGCACAGAAUUAGAACACUAUGCAGUAGAACAAGAAAAUGGUUAUGACAGUGAUAGCUGGUGUCCGCCAUUACCAGUGCAAACAUACUUACACCAGGGCAUGGAAGAUGAAUUAGAAGAAGAUGAUGACCGAGUCCCAACACCUCCUGUCCGAGGCGUGGCUUCUUCUCCUGCUAUUUCCUUUGGACAACAGUCCACGGCGACUCUCACUCCCUCACCAAGGGAAGAGAUGCAACCCAUGCUGCAAGCUCACCUAGAUGAGUUAACAAGAGCCUACCAGUUUGAUAUAGCAAAGCAAACAUGGCACAUUCAAAGCAAUGAUCAACCUCCACAGCCCCCGGUUCCUCCAUUGGGUUACAUGUCUGGAGCCUUGAUUUCUGAUUUGGAAACAGAUGUUCCAGAUGAUGAUGGUGAUGAUGAAGAGGAAGCCUUAGAAAUCCCCAGACCCCUGAGAGCACUAGAACAGACACCUGGAUCCAGUAUGGACAACCUAGAGAGCUCUGUGACAGGUUCAAUGGUAAAUGGCUGGGGCUCUGCAUCUGAUGAGGAAGGUGACUUUUCUAGUCAUAGAUCUAGUGUAGGUAGCUCCUCAGAUGGCGCCAUCUUUGCCAGCGGCAGUUUUGCACAAGCACUUGUGACAGCAGCAGAUAAAGCUGGUUUUAGGCUGAAUGGAACCAGCCUUACAAAAACAGGCAAAGCAUUUACCUCCUCUCAAAGACCUCGGCCAACCAGCCCAUUUUCUACUGACAGUAGCACCAGUGCAGCCGUGAGUCAAAGUCAGAGGCCUAGACCCACUAAAAAACACAAGGGAGGGCGAAUGGAUCAGCAGCCAGCAUUGCCUCAUAGAAGGGAAGGAAUGACAGAUGAUCUUCCACCACCACCAGACCCCCCUCCAGGUCAGGGCUUAAGGCAGCAAGUAGGCUUGAGCCAGAAUGCUGGCAGCAUGGAAAACUCAACAGACAAAAAAAGCAGUUCUCUGGAGAGACAACAGGAGACCAAUCUAGAAGACACACAGAGUUCCUUGGAUGGUCCAGCUAGGACAUCUCUUGAAUGGCAGCGACAAACCCAGGGCUGGAUAAAUGCCACAGAACAUCAGGAGGACAUACGGAAAGCUCUACUACACAAGCAAGGUGUUGGACCAGAGGAGACCUUGGUCCCCUAUAGCAAGCCCAGUUUUCCCUCACCAGGAGGUCACAGUUCAUCAGGAACAGCUUCUUCUAAAGGAUCCACUGGGCCCAGGAAAACAGAGGCAUUGAGAGGAAGCCACCAGCGUAAUGCCAGUGACCUUCUUGACAUAGGAUAUGUGGGCUCCAAUAGUCAAGGACAGUUUGCAGGUGAAUUAUGUAAGCGUGAAAGCUGCUCUGAAGGAUCACCCGGUCUGAACUCAUGGAAGUGAUGACACUAAACAGUGCAAUGAACAAUUUCUUUAUUUAUGUACUAUUAAAAGAACUGUAAAUGCAAUGUAAAGACACACAGCCACACAUAACCCACAGAUAUAUCACUCGUGUUCUUCUCUUAAAUACACCACCCACCUUAACUCUUUCUUGUCAGGAGUCUAUAAAAAAGAAAGAAAACAAAGCUCGCCAUCCAGGAAGAAAAGGAUUUUCCUGUGUAUAUAAUUUUCUUUGUGCAUCGUAUGCAAGCUCACCCUUUUUAGCUCUGUUCAUAUACUUGUCUGUUCUUACUGGUCUGUUGUACUAUAUGUGAAUUAAUAGGCUGUGGUGCCAUAUAUUAACUUCUAAUUGUGUAACUUUUAUGUUUAAACUUUGCACUGCAAUUUUAUUUGGUGAUAAGCACAAAUCUCUACUCCUUGUGACAUGAAGAAAAAGACUGGGCAUGAAGGGAGUUUCUGUACUGUAAGCUAGGUUGGAUAAUGCUGGUCGUAACCAAACAAAUCAGAUGGUUUUCAGUCGGGGUCUAGACAUAGAAAAAUGCAAAGGAAUAGUGGUGUUGACAAAGUCUUCUUUGAACAUCAGGGACUGAGUCAUAUAAAAGAACUAUACAAAGGUGGCUUUUAUUAUUAAUAAAAUCAGGGGUCAAAAAACAGAAGUUAGAGUCUUAAGAUGGAUCGACCCUAAAAUAUACAGGUAGCAAAGAUGGACUAAGCUUGCUAAAAAAAAAAAAUAUAUAUAUAUAUAUAUAUAUAAAAGGAAAAUAGAUUUCUACUUAGAGUCAACUUUACCUGUCAUCGUAAUUGACCCACUUAAUAAUUAUAAGCAGAAUUAAGGCGUUUCACAAUAUCUGUAUUUAUAUUACAGAUUGAAAAGCAUUUUUCUGAAUUACCAUAAUUAAUCUAUCCAACUCAUUAAGUCAGAAUAUAAUAUGAAAUUCCCAAAAAGAGAAAAGCAAAAUAAACUUUAGAUAAUCUAGCAAAUAGUGUAAAAGACAAUUUAAUAUUAGGACAUACUCAGGCUGCUGCAAAACAUGAAAAUUCUACUGCAAUCUGGUUUCGUCUUUCGAAUACAUGUACAGUACACAUUUGAGGGUGUACACCUAAAUUUAUGACUUUUGAAAAACAGUCGCAGUCCCUCUCUAGUUGUGUAUUUCAUUUGAUUCAGAAGUGAAAGUUAUGCCACCACGGAAAUAGCCAAAUUGAAAGUGCUUAACAAGCAGUGCUCAGAGUAUGGUCAGUUCACAGUAAGUAGAUUUAUUGGACUAAAUCGUUUAUGGAACAUUCUCAAAAAUUGGCUACCAGCUAAAAUAUGUUUGACCCAUUUUGAAUGAGUAAAUUGAAAAGAAAGAUUUUAAAUGAGAAAAAAAAUGCAUGUUUAUACACUUUUAAAAUAAAACCAAACCUCUUAAGUGGACAUUAAUAGCCGUGUCCGGCCUCAUUUGUUUUCAUGAUGUUGAGAAGAAGAAGUUCCUCAAUGUCAGUCAUAUAUGGACAAAAUAAACACGAUUGUGAAUUAUGUGUUAGCUACUGUACAUGUAUGGUCAUAUUAGUCAGUCCAUCCAUCAAGUGAAAGGGAUGUUCUUGAAAUUCUCACUUCUGACAUAAUCCCAUAUGCUGCGUACACAAUGGCAAACUCAAAUUCUACCUUUAUUUUCUCAUGUUUUCCUAUGAUGUGUUCUGUAGUUGGUGCUUUGAAAAAAAAUGCAAUGUCACGAUUAGGAUCAAUUCUAAAUUAUGGAACUCAUUUGGAUGACAGCUCAUAGCCAAUGCAUUGCCACCUCAGUCAUCAAUUGUAAAGUCAUCUUGUUAUAACAGAGAUGGCAUAAUUAAAUGCUCCUUUGUUUUUCAUUCCUUGAAACUGUAUCAAGAGAGACAAGGAGAGAGGGACAAAAUGGAAAGAUGAAGAAUGCAGGUCCAGUUUCUUGGUGAAAUGUAGUUCAUUCCUUCUCUGAAGAGAAUCAGGAUUCUGAGACUCAGUUAGUAAACCCUAUCUGUUUUCCACCAUCAGUGCCUGGACUCUCAUGCAGUUUGGUUUAUCUGAGUCGAAGAUAUCAGGGGAGAUGAGAACUUUCUGUGAAGAGUGAAUACAUAACUAAUAAUAAUUGUAGGAUGUGAGGAGUUCCUACAUUCUAAUUUAUACAGUUCUUGAUUUGAUUUCUUUCUCUUAAGAAAAAAAUCUUUUUUAUCUCUUGUGUUCUUUAUUUAUAUUCCUCUAUAUCACAGUAUAGUCUAAAAUGUUAAUUACUUACACAUAGUCGACAUAGACGUUGACCCUUCAUAACCUGCAGGUCAUAUGUGACUGAUAUACCAAAAGACUUCAAAAAUAGAGUAUGUGUAUACAAGUGACUUUUAGAAUAAUGUAGGGCAUAGUAUCACAACUUCCUGUUCAUCUUCUGUGCAUAAGAAAAAUAACUGAUAUGGUUUAUGUCAGUAUGAACUUAAUAGUUACUUAUGGAAUGAUAUUUUAGAAUAGUCCAUGUUUACUGUUAAAUCCAAUUUGAAAACGUUGAUCAGUAAAAUCUUGCAUCUAAAAUUACCCUCAUAGAGAAAUAAAGCAAGAUGAAAUGCCAUGAAAUGAAUUCAGGAACACUAUUGAAAGUUUAAAGCAUGUGUUGGUCUAUUCUAUGUAAUAUACUCAGCAUAAAUUGCAAUGUCCUUAGAAGAAUAUAAACAUGAAAGAGAGCUUUCAUUUUAUCACCAACUAAAAGACUGUUAUUAUAAAUGCACAGCUCAGUCUUCUCCAGGCCUAAAUAGAAAUCUGUAUAAGCUGUCAGAAAGAAAUCUGGCUGGGAGAUAAUAUCAUCUUGUCUUGCAUUCACAGGAAUUGCUUCUGUGCAGUCACACCCCACAAAAAACACAGCUUCCUUCGUAACACUCAAAAAACUAAACUAUCAGGAUAGCGCUCUAUCUGCCCCAACUCAGGUAUGCCUCUGUGUAUUCGGGCAGAAUUGCUGUCAGCUCUCUCCAGAUCAUCCCCCUGCCCUAGUUAAAGUAAGGUGGGAAAGUACAGUGACAUAAAAAUAUUUGAUUCUUUCACAGGAUAAUUUAGGAAAAUCAAGACCAACAUUUAAGAUAUCAUGCAACCAAAGAGACGGUAAAACAUGACAGUUUGCUUGGUUGGGGGUAACAAAAGAAUUUAAACGGUGUUCUAUGUCACUAUUCAAUGAUCUGAGUAUGAAAUUGUAUCUUUUAUGAAAUUCUAGUUACAAGUCUAUAUGAGCUCUGAAAGGACACCACCAGGUUUCCAUUUGGCAAAUUUAUGUAACUCUCCAUUGACAACAUAAUUAUAAGGGUACCAAUGAACUCUCAACUGUAGUUUAUCUUUUCCACCGGGAAGUGAUUGUGUGUCAGUAUUAAAGAUAUGCAGACCCAUGGCAUUCGCUAAUUCGUGCAUAUGCUUCUGUAUAUUGCAUUUAUAGAAUGACACGACAAGAAUCCGUGUACAGCAACAUGUAUCUGCAGAUUAUCUUCAAGGAGAAGUUACAUUUAUUUGCUCCCUAGAACAUGUACUUCAAAUGAAAUAUCAGACUUUUCAAAAAAGCGUCAUAACGCUUUAUUCCUCUUUCUUAUCUCACAAUGUUCAAAUGCAUUUAUUGUGACUUUAAAGUGUUGCAAGAUAAGGGAUUUUGUGGCCCUUGGGUAGACUUUUUAUACUUUGUUUUAUAGAUGGAUUUUUUUAAACUGUAGUUUAAGUCACCAUACAGCGUCAAACCUUUAAUGUAUUUCAUUUAAUGUUGUUAGAUCAGAAAAGAGUUGGCAUAAGAAUGGUUGAUGGUAUUGUCAGAAUUGUGUAUUGUGUACUCACUGGGAAAAAAUAAAAUAUAUUCACAUUUCAA
This is a messenger RNA of Erinaceus europaeus (western European hedgehog), 9420 nucleotides long. RefSeq names its product roundabout guidance receptor 2 (gene ROBO2). The transcript is spliced from 30 exons. Gene Ontology annotation, biological process: cell-cell adhesion; axon guidance. Gene Ontology annotation, molecular function: protein binding. The coding region runs from base 806 to 5587 and encodes 1593 amino acids. Gene Ontology annotation, cellular component: axon; plasma membrane. Lineage: Eukaryota; Metazoa; Chordata; Mammalia; Eulipotyphla; Erinaceidae. The record is from RefSeq and is a predicted model, not a curated record.